GCGGUCGGUCUAGCGGGCUCCUUGGUUGUGCCUGCCUUCUGUGAAACACUGGGCUUGGACGCAGAGGUGCAGUUUUAGCUGGCCAGAGUGGAGCGGCAGGGGUGCAGCUCCGUUGGGCUACAGUAGUGGGCGGCGAGCUCUGGCGGGUGAGGAAAUCUCGGUCCCCGGCAGCCGCCGCUGCCCCUUUGAUGUUUUGGUACGACGUGCGCAUGCGCUCCACAUUAGAAUUACUGCACUGGGCAGACUAAGUUGGAUCUCCUCUCUUCAGUGAAUCCCUCAAUCCCAUCAAAAACUAAAGGGAUGUGGAGAGUCCGGAAAAGGGGCUACUUCGGGAUUUGGUCGUUCCCCUUAAUAGUCGCCGCUGUCUGUGCUCAGAGUGUCAAUGACCCUAGCAAUAUGUCGCUGGUUAAAGAGACGGUGGACAGACUGUUGAAAGGCUAUGACAUUCGUCUGAGACCCGAUUUUGGAGGUCCCCCUGUGGCUGUAGGAAUGAACAUUGAUAUUGCCAGCAUUGAUAUGGUCUCUGAAGUCAAUAUGGACUAUACCUUGACCAUGUAUUUUCAGCAAGCCUGGAGAGACAAGAGGCUGUCCUACAAUGUAAUACCUUUGAACUUGACUUUGGACAAUCGAGUGGCAGACCAGCUCUGGGUGCCGGACACCUACUUCCUGAAUGAUAAGAAGUCCUUUGUCCAUGGAGUUACUGUCAAAAAUCGUAUGAUACGCUUGCAUCCUGACGGCACGGUCCUGUAUGGCCUCAGAAUCACAACUACGGCUGCCUGCAUGAUGGACCUAAGGCGAUAUCCAUUGGAUGAACAAAACUGCACCUUGGAGAUUGAAAGCUAUGGAUAUACAACUGAUGACAUCGAGUUUUACUGGCGCGGCGAUGAUAAUGCAGUCACCGGGGUGACGAAGAUCGAGCUCCCUCAGUUCUCCAUCGUAGAUUAUAAACUCAUCACCAAGAAGGUGGUCUUCUCUACAGGUUCUUACCCCAGAUUGUCCCUUAGCUUUAAGCUGAAGAGAAACAUUGGCUACUUUAUCCUGCAGACAUACAUGCCGUCCAUUCUGAUUACCAUUCUCUCGUGGGUCUCCUUCUGGAUUAACUAUGAUGCUUCCGCUGCACGCGUUGCAUUAGGUAUUACAACUGUCCUAACAAUGACCACAAUCAACACCCACCUCAGGGAGACCCUCCCCAAAAUCCCCUAUGUAAAAGCCAUUGACAUGUACCUAAUGGGGUGCUUUGUCUUCGUUUUCAUGGCCCUUCUGGAAUAUGCUUUGGUCAACUACAUCUUCUUCGGGAGAGGACCCCAGCGCCAAAAGAAAGCAGCUGAGAAAGCUGCUAACGCCAACAAUGAGAAGAUGCGCCUGGAUGUCAACAAGAUGGACCCACAUGAGAACAUCUUACUUAGCACUCUCGAGAUAAAAAAUGAGAUGGCCACAUCAGAAGCAGUAAUGGGACUUGGAGACCCCAGGAGCACAAUGCUUGCCUAUGAUGCCUCCAGCAUCCAGUAUCGGAAAGCCGGGUUGCCUAGGCAUAGUUUUGGGCGCAAUGCUUUGGAGCGACACGUGGCACAAAAGAAGAGUCGCCUGAGGAGACGUGCCUCUCAACUGAAAAUCACCAUCCCUGACUUGACUGAUGUAAAUGCCAUAGAUCGAUGGUCCCGCAUUUUCUUCCCGGUGGUGUUUUCCUUCUUCAACAUUGUCUAUUGGCUUUAUUACGUGAACUAAACUACAACCUCCGUGGGAAGCAAGGACUAGAUUACUCCUCAAACAGUUGUACAGCCUGAUGUAGGACUUGGAAAACACAUCAAUCCAGGACAAAAGUGAUCUUAAAAUACCUUAGUUGCUGGCCUAUCCCGUGGUCCAUUUCAUACCAUUUGGGUUGCUUCUACUAAGUAAUGAAUACACUAAGGUCCUUGUGGUUUUCCAGUUUCAAUGCAAGUGAUUUUUAUACAUGCUGCAGAGAUCGUGCGUGAAGUAGUCCACUUUAUCAGUUUAGCACACAGCCUACUUAGAAGGUUAUUAUGUAGAUUCUAGAAGAUGUUAGAAAGCUCGUUAGCAUUGGCAGUCAGUUCUCUGAGACAUGGUCAUUUCACUCUCCAUCUUUGUUCCUAAGAUCAGCACGCUGUUGGGAUCACACUGUGCUUAUGAAAUAUUAUCCCGCAAUAAUGGAAGCAUGUUAGUUACUUCAAUAUGGUCAGUGAGGUCUUUGCCAGAUGAUGUGUCAUGGAGAGGUGAUUGUCAAGGGUCUAAUUGACAAACACAUAUUUUGAGCAUAUUCAAAGUAGGGAGGUGUGACAAAGCUUUAAAGAAGAGACUUAGAAAGUCAAUUUGUCUGCUGUUUCAUGGCCUAGAAAGAACCAUCUGAGAUAUCUUUCAAUUUAGCCUGAGACAGAGGAAGACUUCUGAGCAGCCUGUGCACAGGAGCCAAAAUGUACAUUUUGCCAACAAGCUAUUUCCUAGCUGGUUAAAAGAUGAGUUAACAGCGCAAAGCAGGGUUAAAAAUCCAGAAAUGACUGUAGUUCAAGAGAAAGCAAAACAAGUGAGUGCAACCCUUGUCAGGGCCACGUGGCAUCUGGUCUGCGCACAGUGCUGAGCAGCAAAGAGUAGCGUGAGAAGAAUUGGUUUGCCGACCUCAUGAGCAUAAGCUUAGCAUACAUAAGGAAGACAUUUUAAAUCAUUUAUCUCACCAAGAGGUAGCUAUCAAAUAGAAAGGUGAAGAGAAUAAAAGUCAAUCAGAAAAGUGAAGAAAAUUAAAAAUAUCUUGUUGGGCUAAACUGAGAAUUCUUCUAAUAAUCAAACACAGAGCAUAGAUGACCAGAUCAUUUUUCUCAGGGUCAGCUGCCCCUACAUCAUCUCCCUAUCAGUUUAUUUCUGAAUCAAAGACAGUAGUUUAAAAAGAGAAUUUGUUAUUUACUCUAAACUAUUGAUCAGCAUCUUUAGCUUUUCUUGCUUUUCAAAUUCUCUUUUUACACUUAAAAGACAGAGACCACAGGCAUUAUAGAGACUGCACGGUUGGGUUUUCUCAUGGUCCAUGAAGUCCAUCUUUAUGUUUUCCAAGGCAUGUGUAUGCACAGAUGGAAUCUGUGUGUCACUUGGGUUUGAUAAUUUAAAGGGUGCUUACACUGUAUAUAUUACAAUCUACUUAAGCAAGCCAGAACUAGGGGACAACGGGAUUAGAACAAAGCCAUGGUGAGGGUUGAGCUCUCAGUUGUUGCUGCAGAAGUGUAGAUAACUGACAACCAGGAUGGGUAGGAUGGUGUAGUUCUUGUUCUAUCUUUCCAAUUAUGCCAUUUUUCAUCUUUCUAAAUUGGGUAUACCCAUUCAUAUAUCAGACAGAAAAGAGAAUAGGCUAAUAUAUUUAUAUUUUGUCAAUGGAGAGGUUUCAUAUUUGACUUUCACCUACAGAAAAUACUGAAAACUUAGAAUAUUAAGGGUUUUUUUUAUGAGUUUGGCUCUGAUUGACCUUUUCCUCAGAGGAUGACUGCUGCUUCUAUUUUUAAAACAAUCAAAAAAAAUCUGUCUUCAGAAUAAGGUACCCAGUAAGUACAUAGGAGUUAAGUCUAGUAUCACCCUGCAGGAAAAGGAUCCACUUACUUCCUCUUGUGACUCAGAAACUUGGGGUAAUAAGCAUUAUUUUGCACAUUCAUUCCAACAAUUAGAAAGAGAAAUAAAAAGCAAAAAAAAAAAUAGAUUUACAUUCAUUUUCUAAAGUUUCACAAAGUUGGCAUGGUAGAGUAUUUGAUUUGGUUUGGUUUGGUUUGGUUUGAUUUGGUUUGGUUUGGUUUGGGAUGGUUUGGUUUCUAUCAGUGUUGGGAAGUCUGGCGCCUGUAGCUUGAUUAAGUACUUGAACACUUUAGAGUUAUGGGAUCACAGAUCUAAUGGAGGAUCUCUGCACGUUCUCAGAGUGACGAUUCUUCUUCAAGCUUCUACACACUUUCUUCUACGCAAUCAUUUCUGGGGAUCACAGUGAUAAAAGUGCCUAUCCCUUGUCACCAAGGGGUGAUGCUCGAAUACGAAAUAACAUGAAAGAAGCAUAACAAUCAACUCAGGGGCACACCUGUGACACGCCAUUCUGAGGAGAUUUUUCUAGAGACAAUUCAAAGCCUAAGUCUAGGCUCCCAUUUGCGAUUUCCAUAAAAGCCAUAAAAAAUCCUUGAUAUUGUCAUUUGUGGUUAUAACAAAAUCUUAGAUGUCCAGGGAAGUCAGGCAAUCUAUUUAGAUCAAAAUGGGGGGAAGCAGCCUCACAGCAGGGGCCUCACGUGCAUACGACCGGGAAACACAUUUCUGCACUAAUGCGGAAAGAAGAUAAGACCUUGGAACCAAUGUCCUAGAGUGAAGCCAUAUGUUGGCAUUCAAUAACCAUGUAGGAAGAAAGCACUGCCUCAUCCUGUCCAGGAAUAGUGGUCCAUGUAGAACUUGUUUUUUAUGUUUUUAGUUGAAUUAGAAUGCAGGAAAGGGUGCUAGGUCUGAUGAAUCUGGGAAAACCAAUUAGUUUGUUACCCAGUAAUUAAACUAAAGGACCACCAAGGUGUGUUUUGGCAAUCUUAAUAUGGUAUUGCAAUCAGUUUAUACAUAUGUAUAGCUUUUUCUUUUGAUUAUACAGUAACCAGAUAGCCAGCAAUUAAGGUGUUUUUCCAUCUCUGAGAAAUUAAUGGGCAAAUUCUGAUUCUCAACUGCACAGUCUAAACAAAAUCUCUGAUCUCAAUCUGUAUAUAUAUAUAUUUAUUGUACAUGACUGCUUGUAGGUAUGAAAUGCACUUCUGAACUGAAAUCUCAUGCGACAUACCCAUGUGUUUGCAUAGGAAUGUUACAAUUCUUUCUACUGCUGUUUAACAACAGGGGAUAGGACUCAAGCAGAGUCAUCAAGUCCUUCAGUCUCUUCAUUUCCACAAGAGCAGUGCUAAGUAAAAUAAUAAAAACAACGAUAAUAAUAAUGAUUUUUUUAAUACCAAAAGACUCAACAUUCUAGCAUUAGGACCACAUACAGAUAUAAUCUGUAAGCAUACAAAAGCACAACACUUCACGGCCAUGCAGUGGGAUAUCCAAUGAAGAAAUUAACCACAGUGGUUUUUGAAGCAAGACCUGCUUAAAAUUGACAACUAUGACCACUUUCAUUUUCUGUAGGUCGCUGUGUUUCAGUCUUCUGGCUAACUUCAUGUUUAAAAACACAAACUGAAAGCAUUGACAUAGGCGGUCUUAUAGCAUAUCUACAUGUGUAUAUGUGUAUAUAGAGAUUCGUGUAAACACACAUGCAUAUGUAUGCAUUCAUAUGUCAGAAACAAAAGGAAUAAGCUAAUGAGUUGUUCCCUUCAUUGAGCCUGUAUAUGAGUCUUUUUUUUUUUUUUUAUUUGGCAACCAACAGUCACCAUCCUGAAAUAAGUAAUACAGGGUACUGAAUAUCUCUUUCAGCAGAUCAAUGCCUACGUUCCUAAGAACAUUGCACAGUUUGA
Messenger RNA from Microtus oregoni (creeping vole), 5450 nucleotides. It is a transcript of the gene Gabrb2, whose product is annotated as gamma-aminobutyric acid type A receptor subunit beta2. The coding region runs from base 301 to 1725 and encodes 474 amino acids. The record is from RefSeq and is a predicted model, not a curated record. Gene Ontology annotation, cellular component: GABA-A receptor complex; synapse; neuron projection. The transcript has 10 exons. Lineage: Eukaryota; Metazoa; Chordata; Mammalia; Rodentia; Cricetidae. Gene Ontology annotation, biological process: chemical synaptic transmission; regulation of membrane potential; signal transduction. Gene Ontology annotation, molecular function: GABA-A receptor activity; extracellular ligand-gated monoatomic ion channel activity; neurotransmitter receptor activity.